Molecule: messenger RNA, 3470 nt
Organism: Stomoxys calcitrans (stable fly)
Lineage: Eukaryota; Metazoa; Arthropoda; Insecta; Diptera; Muscidae
Exons: 2
Molecular function (GO): protein binding
Source: RefSeq, a predicted model, not a curated record
UUCCGGGUGCUUUGUUGUUCUAAAAACCUUUCAUUCAAGUGCAAGUUGUUCCGAUCGGCUUACAUUUCCUGUUGGGGAGUUUAUUGGGGUUGAAGUGGGCCUAUAGAUACUUGCAAAUUGCCCAUGAAAAUUCGAUCAAGGACCAAGGAGAGAAGUAUCCAGUCUCAUAUCAAUGAGUGUUAUCCGAUUCAAUCUUAAACUGAAAGUUUAUUAAAAACGGAUUCUAAUGACGUGUGGUGAAUCUACAAUUUAUUGGCAACAAAUGCUUCAAAUCAAGUGGAGCAACACCAACAAAAACGAAAACCAACAAGCAAAAUAAAAAAUCCAUAGACUUUAUUGAAAAUUGAAAAGGAAAAUCUUUGACGAUAAAGAAAAGUUGAGGGAAAACCUCAGACGCCUCACGAAUAAAAAAAAAGCCAAACAAAAACCGGUCGAAAAAAGUUCAACACGAAAGAAAAACUUCAAAUUUGUGGAGAAAAAAAAACACACAUUGGGGAGGAUACUCAUAGCACGGGCUACAACAUAGCCACCCAGAAUACUAAUUCCCUAACACAAUGAGAAUAACAACGAAAAGAAAAACGGAAACCAAAGAAGUCUUGGAAACCACACAUCAAAUGGAAAUUGAAAAUAUUGAAACACAAACAAAAACAAUGGGUGUAAAUUUAGAAUGUUAUCAGCGUCUGAUAGAACAGGCAGACCAGGAUGAGAAUGUCACAACCUUGGCAGCAUUCCACUACACCUCCCCCCUAAAUAGCCUGGAGUCGUCGCAAAACAAUCGACAGCAUGUAAGAAAAGUACAUAGCAGUGCCAUCCUUAGCCCACAAUAUACUCUCGCCAAAAACAAAGGCUGCUUUGAUUCCCGAAAUUCCCAUGGCUACUGGUCUAUGCCUCGCCAAUGGCUUUUAUUGGUUUUGCUGCUGUUGGCCUCAUGUCUUGUGGCCAAACCCGCAAAUGCUUUGGCCAAUUGUCCUAAUGGCUGUCAAUGUAAUGAUGAUACCUUGGUGGUUAAAUGCGGCGAAGGCACUUUGGAUGUGCUGCCCAUUGCUCUUAAUCCAUCCAUUCAACGACUGGUGAUUAAGAACAAUAAAAUCAAAACCAUUGAUUCCAGCAUACAAUUCUACACCGAACUGAGGUUCUUGGACUUGUCUUUUAACGAUUUGGUGACAAUACCCCCAAGAACUUUUGCUCUGCAGCGCAAGCUGCAAGAAUUGCAUUUGAAUUACAACAAAAUUGGUCAAAUCAACAAUAAAACCUUGUUGGGUUUGUCAGCGGUAACCAUUAUGAAUUUGAGAGGGAAUCUCAUGUCCGAAUUGGAGGAUUACACAUUUUCACCUUUGUUACAAGUUGAAGAAUUGAAUUUGGGUCAAAAUCGUAUCAGUCGCAUAUCAACACAUGCAUUCGAUGGCUUAAAGAAUCUGAAGGUUUUGUAUUUGGAUGACAACACUUUGACAGCGGUGCCUGCUCCUGAGAACUUUCAGGCCAUGCCUUUGUUGGCUGAGUUGUAUUUGGGUACCAAUUCUUUUAUGUCCAUACCCAAUAAAGCCUUUGAGGACUUGAAAGGUCUUACGCGUUUGGAUCUGAAAGGAGCGGGUUUGCGCAACCUCUCGCUGGAAGCCAUGAAGGGUUUAGAGGGUGUGCGCUAUUUGGAUCUCUCCGACAAUAGUUUGGAGUUCAUACCCCAAACUGCUCUCUCACACUUGGAACGCCUAGAAGAUUUAUCUUUAGGACAAAAUGCAUUCGAAGUUAUUUCGGCCAAUGCCUUGCAGGGUUUGAAAAACUUGAAACGUUUGCUUAUAACUGGAGCUCAGAGGCUAAGGAAAGUGGAAAAUGCCGCCUUUUCGGGCAACACCAAUUUGGAAUAUCUUAACUUGUCGGCAAACAAAAUGUUGGCGGAAAUUGAAGAAAAUGCUUUCAGCGGCUUACCUCAUCUCAAGCAUAUCAUCCUGAAGGAGAAUAAAAUUGACACCCUUAGUGAAGGGCUCUUUGCUUGGUCGGAUCUUAUAACUUUGGAUAUAUCCGAAAAUCCCUUGAUGUGCGAUUGCCGGCUCUUGUGGCUGCGCACUUUAGCUAUCAACAAAAAUAACACCAGCGAACAAAUUCAGGGAGUGAUUUGUGCUGCACCAUCCAACCUAAAAGGUGAGUCCCUGAAUAAACUCAGCCCUGCAAUAUUGGGCUGCAAUCACAGUGAUGCCAAACAACAAGCCUUGAUAGGUGUUCUCUUAGUGGUUACUGCAGCCACUAUCACAGCACUGGCCCUCAUCAUAUACUCUUGUCGGCGCCGCAUUCGGGAAGCGUUAAAGGGCGGCUGGGGUAAUUCUGCGUUGGGUCGCAAAGAGCAAGAGUAUCAAAAGACUUUCUCCGAGGAGGACUACAUGAAUCGUCAUCCCCAAAUACCCUGUGCCAUGAGCAGCUCGGCGCCCUAUGCCACCAGCACCAGCGGCUAUGGGGGCCAGCAUGCCUUGCAGUAUAUGGGAACCAGACCGAUACCAGUAACCGAGCUAUAGCUAGAAGCACCACCCCCACCUCAGCAAAGAGGUCGGGGAUCGGCCACAGCCCCAACAGCAGCAAUCAUGCACCAGUUGAAAGUACCAAAUGGCUCCACAAUGUACAAUGGCUGCGGUCCUCUACCCGAUAAUCAAAACUCCUUUUUAACCCAGAUGCAACAGAUCCCCUUUAUGACCAACAACACUCGCAGUCCAUACAAUUAUCAGUCGCAACAGGAUAUGCGAAAACUGACCAAUGGCAAAAAUCCCAAUAUCACCUCGCUGCCAAGGUAUAGGGCCCAACAACAACAGCAAUUACCCUCCCAGCAACAGGAAAGUUCUCUUAUCCAAAAUCACAUCUAUUCACAGCCCAUAACACCAAAUGGUGGUGUGGUCACCUAUGCCACGCCCAAAUACAAUACCACAGAGCGUCACAUACGCCUGACUCAGGAUCACUUCAAUCACAACAACUCGUUGAAAUAUCCCCAACAAUAUGCCCAAACCUUAGAUGGUGAUUAUCUGCACACCAAUUCGCACUAUUCUUUGCCAGUGGAUCACAACAAUGACGCUGGUCCUCCCUUAGAAUCGCCCAUACCGCCCACACCACCGCCGCCGGCCUUGCCCUUACGCAACGGUAGCUGUAAUACUACCGGUCGUAGAUCCACCUUCAGUUCGCUGAACGGCAAUUCGCAACAAAUGCAACAUAAUCAUCUUAAUAACAACAAUAAUAGCAGUGUGGCAACUCUACACAAAGCAACCACUUUGAAUAACAACAACAAUAUAAAUAAUCAAACAGGCAGCUUAAGACAUCAGUAUCACUGAUAUUCAUUGAAAAAGUGCCGAGAGCAUGCCAACGGCUCUCGGCCAGAGAAAUUCAGCUGGUUGGAUGAGAUCAAGGGUGGGGGAACAACUGCAUUUGAGACCAUAGAAAUGACAGCAUUUUUACACUAGAAGGCUAUAGAGAGUUGGGGAGAAUUUGCUUUUGUU